Ahaetulla prasina is the source of this 1927-nucleotide messenger RNA. It is a transcript of the gene IRF1, whose product is annotated as interferon regulatory factor 1. The record is from RefSeq and is a predicted model, not a curated record. Gene Ontology annotation, cellular component: nucleus. Gene Ontology annotation, molecular function: RNA polymerase II cis-regulatory region sequence-specific DNA binding; DNA-binding transcription factor activity, RNA polymerase II-specific. The coding region runs from base 167 to 1102 and encodes 311 amino acids. The transcript has 10 exons. Gene Ontology annotation, biological process: regulation of transcription by RNA polymerase II; immune system process. NCBI's taxonomy places the organism in Eukaryota, Metazoa, Chordata, Lepidosauria, Squamata, Colubridae.
GAUUCCCGGUGACCUGUAGAAUAAUACAGGCUCCCCUGGAUAGCCGUCUGCAGAAACGGAGAGUCUCUUGAACUGAGCGGAGCUGGAGCCUGCACGGGAAGACGUUGUCAGUCGCUCGGGUGCUGCAGAAGGGUGUGAUCCUCGAUCAAGUCCUGCAAGAGCCAGAAUGCCACAAACAAGGAUGCGCAUGAGACCUUGGCUGGAACAGCAGAUUAAUUCAAAUAAAAUUCCUGGGCUUUAUUGGAUCAAUAAGAAAGAUAAAAUGUUCCAGAUCCCUUGGAAACAUGCAGCUAAGCACGGGUGGGAACUGGAAAAAGAUGCUUGCCUGUUCAAAAACUGGGCUGUUCAUACUGGGAGAUACAAAGAAGGUGAUGUAGACCCUGAUCCAAAAACAUGGAAGGCAAAUUUCCGUUGUGCCAUGAAUUCCUUGCCUGACAUUCAAGAAGUGAAGGAUCAAAGCAUUAGCAAAGGACCCAGUGCUGUUCGAGUCUAUAAGAUGCUGAAACCCCCAGUAAAAUCAGAGAAAAAAGAAAAAAAGUCGAAGUCUCCGAAAAGCAAGAGCCCAAGAAAGUCAGUGGAGGAUAUCAAGGAAGAAGAGACAGUCGAAGCAACACACAGCAUUCAGUUGCCUGAUGACCACAGUAGCUAUGCGCUUCCUGGCUAUGCAGCACAAGACAUGGAAGUGGGGAGCACAUUUGGUCUGUCAUGUGACAUGAACAGUAAUCCCUGGAAAAAUUGCCCGCUGGAUAUUCAGGUCCCUGACAGUACAAACAACAUAUACAGACUUCAGGUUUCACCCUGCUAUUCUUCUUCUGAAGAGGAGGAUAUUCCGCUCUUUGAUCUCUUUAACAGCUCUGAGUGGCAACAAAACAUCAUUGGUGGAAAAGGGUUCCUGUUAAAUGAAGCUGGAAUUGGAAAAGGGUUCCUGUUAAGUGAAGCUGGAAUGCAGAACCUCUCCCUUGACUUGACUUUGCAAGAGCAAGAUACUACCUUUGAGAUACCAAAGCUAGAAGUAAUUCCACAUGAGUCGAAAGCCAGCGCAGAAUGCACUUUGUUGGACUUUCGAACACACUACGUACCCUCUAUAUCCUGUGGCAUUUAAACCUUUUUAUCACUAGACUUGUAUUGUUUUAUUUUGAAUGCUAUUUGUAGACUUGACAAAUUGAUCAGUUCAUUGACAGUCUACAUAUUUAGAAUGGAAAAGUCCAAGCGAUGUGUGUACAGUUUAUACGUGUGUAGGAAUAUCUUUGUGAUAAAAGUGUACAUUUAUGCCUAAACUACCUUAUGAGCCAAUUAAGGCUUGUUUGCUGCUUCUUUCACUCUGUUCAUCCAUCAGUAGAAUUAGAGUAUAAAUAAUUUCAAAUAUGGGGGAGGGGGGAACAAGCUUUUCAUUGUUGGUAAAUUGAUAUAUAUUUUAAGCCCAUCCAAAAUAUAAAGUUACUCUCUGGAAGACUAGUGAUGCCCAACCAGAUAUUUCUGGAUUAUCUUUUUAUUCCUCUUCAAAUUUAUCUUGGCCGUUUUAGUCUAGAGCCCUGUCUUAGCAUGUUAAACUGUGAAAAACAAAUAGUUGUUUGUUCCAUACUUCUUCAGAAAUUUAUUUAUAACACAUUCCGCUGGUUACUUUGGACUUAUUGUAGACUAUUGCUACAUUACAUUAUUUUCUCCAGUGAAAAUACGCUUUGAAGUUGAUAAGUUGAUAGGUAUGGAUUAUUUGCACUCUGCUUUUCAAGAUGUCAACUGAAUAGGUAUUGUGAAGAGUGCAAAAAAUGCAUAAUAGGGUUAGAUAUACUAAACCAGAAGAUAAAGAAAAGAAUUUGCCAAACUGUCAGAGUGCUAGGCUGCAGCUUAAAUUCUUGUACAUUCUUUUCCUUGUACAUACCUUGUUGUAUAUAAAUUACAAUUGUCUUAAUAAAAGAUUAUAUAUGGA